AUGGACAAGUCAGAUCGAUUCGUUAUCAUCAAUGGCCCCGGCCUGGUGUCCAUGGAUACCAUCAAGGACCGUCGUCAGAUCCGGUCCCAACUGAUGCGGCGCGUCUACCUAGAGAGAAUGUCACUAGAGAAGCGAUCUCCAGAGCUGCUGAAUUCGCAUGUGGACGAAUCGACCGAAGAAAUCGCACCCAGCACGCGGGGGUAUCACCACCAGCUAGCGUCGCCUCACAGGUCGAAAACGACCAUGCGAUCAAGACAGGCACGACUGCUGAAUUCAACGAGGUCCGGCCUAGCGAGCAGCAGCAACGGUGACCGGUCUUGCUGUGUCUUUUGCAGCGUGAGCAUCAAAGCAGGGCAUGGGACGAGCACGAGCACCGUCUGUAACCAAUGCGGCGAAGCAAUGGAAAUGGCCAUCAACACACGCCACAACAGUGUGUUUCACAAGACCAAGCGCAAUAUCAACCGCAUCGUGCAUCUGCACUUGACCCGUCUCGCAGAUGGACAGAUUGAUCCGUUUGGAGGACCCGCGAACGGACGCGGCGAUCCGGGGUAUUACCAGUUGCUGGAUCAUUUCUUCACAACCCUCGUCCCAUCUCUCCGUCGCUCUCACGCAUGGAUCGAGGGCUGCUUCGAGGCCUACCUAAAGGGGACAUGGUCUCCCCUAUUAUUCCACUCAACCUGCAUGGCAGCGUCGGUCCAUCUUGAACGCACAGCCCAGAAACACGGAGCCAUCAACUACCCCAGCCGCUCAACAGAACAGCUCUAUCACAAGGGCGCCGCGCUGCGAGCGCUCCAGUCGGCCAUUACAGGGCCGAUCAUCGGCACGCGCACCCUCGACGAAAUCAUCCUUUCUAUCUGUUUUCUGGCGGUACACGACGAUAUGCGAGAAUCGCUGGCUAAGGAUUAUAACCCGUUCAACCCGCCUCUGCAAGACCUACAGGGUCUGGAUUUCUACGGAUUCAGCUCCUUCCACGGCGUGCAUUGGAAUGCGAUUCGGCAGUUGGUGACGCGGAACGGGGGUUUGCAUACGGUGAAACUAUACGGGGCGCCAUGGUUUCUGUCCUAUACCUCACUGAAAUACGCCAUGUUCACCCUCUCCACACCCGAAUUCCCCAUCAUCGACCCCACAGGCAACAUGUACGGAAGCGACUCGCCGUUCCAAAUCCUGCAAAUCUCCUCCACCUCAGAAAAGAUCCGGCCGUGGCACACGACCCUAUGCAAUGGUGGAUUCCGACAACUGCAGACGCUGCGAAUCAAGAAAUCAAUCAUUCGCACGCUGCUCGAUCUGAGCGAGUUCGCACAGGCGGUGCAGCUGCACCUGCCGAAACAGGAUGACGCCAUGGCGAUGGACCAACUGGGUGAUAUCCGGAACCUGGUGCAGCAUCGGCUGCUUUGCUUGCCCAAGCCGUCAGAUUCGCUGUUGUUGCUGGAGGAGGGGAUAUUCGAGAAGAACAACAGCGGUCAUCAACGAGUUGAAGAGGUACAACAAGAAGGAAAAAAGUCCCACACGACAGCAGUGGCAAUGGCAAUGACAGUGGAAGUCUACCGCGCAUGCUGGCUAACAGCGUUCCUGUUCAGUACACACGUCACAUUCCCGAUCCCAGCCACGCGGCCGACGAGGGAGAAUCUGGUGUCGCAGCUGCAAGAUGCGAUCCGCCGGAGCAGUGAUUCUUUGGCCAAUGAUAAUGAGGAUGACGAUAAAAGUAAAAUUGAGAUUCUACUUUGGUGCUCGAUGAUCGGAGGCAUUGCGGCGCAGGAUGGGGAGGUGGAGCGACGGUGCUGGUAUGCUGGACAAUUACGGAAGUUGUGUCACACACUGAAUGUUCAAUCUUGGGCAAAGAUGCAGGAGCUGAUGCGAUCUUUCGCGUGGGUGGAUGUCGCGUGCGACGAAGGGGGUUGUCGGCUGUGGAUGGAGGCAUGUCCUUCUUCUUGUUGA
Messenger RNA from Penicillium riverlandense, 1935 nucleotides. RefSeq lists its product as uncharacterized. The transcript is spliced from 3 exons. NCBI's taxonomy places the organism in Eukaryota, Fungi, Ascomycota, Eurotiomycetes, Eurotiales, Aspergillaceae. The coding region runs from base 1 to 1935 and encodes 644 amino acids. The record is from RefSeq and is a predicted model, not a curated record.